AAUAGUUACUUGUUAAACUUACUAUAAUAAUCUAAUUUUGAUCAUUAAGCUGUAUCUUCGGUGAAUUACUGAAUUCGUUUUUAUUACUUAAAUUAUUUAAUAAUAUUACCUGCGAUAUAAACGCUUAUAUGCACACGAGGAGAUACUGUACGAAGUUUUUAAGUUAAGCACAUUCGGACUAUAAGUGGAUCAAUCGCCAAUCGUGUCUAUUAAAUUAAUAUUUUUUCGCUCAAUUUUAAAAUUGUUGACUAAAUAAUUUGUGUUUGCAAAAAGAGUAAAUUUUUUUUAUACGCUUUGUAUAUUGUUUGCCAGCUGAAAGACUGAAUUACUCAGGUUAUUUAGUUUGUCAACAUUCCACUGAGAACAUAAUAUUAUAUUGCUAGUACUUGGUAGUUAUCAUGUAGAAGACGCCACGCUACAGUAGUCCUUUUUUCUUUUCAAGUAUGGACUCGAUUGUCUCUAACAGUAGCGAGUAUGAUCAAUCCAUUGACUGGGUACCAUUAUCUCUGACGUUUGUUGAAUAUCCAAAGGGGAAUAUAUUUGGAAAAUUAUUGGCACUGUUUAGUUUGACACCUUUUGUCAUUCUGUCUGGUUUCAUUUCUUUAAUUCUAUUUCGUCGAGAUUUACAUACAAUAACUUUUUUCUUUGGUGUGUUACUCAAUGAGAUAUGCAAUACUGUUCUUAAACAUAUAUUACGUGAACCUAGACCCUUAGCUAGAAAUACAAAUUUGUUGUACUCUGAAUAUGGCAUGCCUUCAUCUCAUUCUCAAUUUAUGUGGUUUUUUGCAUCAUACAUGUUAUACUUCACAUUUAUUAGGUUACAGUAUGCUAACAGCAAGGCAUUUAAAGAGUUUUUCUGGAAAGUAGCUGGAGCUGUAUCAUGCAUUGCUAUUGCCUGUAUAGUUUCUUAUAGCAGAAUCUUUCUACAAUACCAUACAUGGAAGCAAGUAAUAUAUGGAGCACUAUUUGGUAUUAUUAUAGGGACUAUUUGGUUUACCAUAGUUAAUGUGAUAUUGACACCCUAUUUUCCAACAGUUAUAUCUUGACAUCAUCAGUAUGUUCAAUCUGGAGUAUGGAUUCUACUACUGUGUCCAACAUUAGUUUAAUUUUUUAUAAUUAUUAAUUUGCUUUGGCCUUGAAACUUGAGUUCUAUGAAGUGCUAAAAUAAUUUUUGUUUGUUUUGCUUUGAAAUACUUCACGUAUUUACAUCAUUAUCAGCACAUAUUAUGAUAUCAUGUUUAUUUCAAUGAUACAUUUAAAAAUUAAAUGUACCAUAUUCUACCAUUCAAAAAUGUGUUUAAUGUCUAGUUGUUUUGUCUCCAGAUUUUAGUGUUGAAUUAUACAAACAUUAUACAUACUAAAAGCUUAUUCAUUGAACUAUCAUAAGUUUAUAACAAAGCUAAAUAAAAAAAUAUAUUUAUUAAUAAAUGUUAAAUACUAUUUAUUACAUUAAACUAUAGAAGCCUUACCAAAAAAUAAUGUACAUUAAUUAAAUUAUGAUCAUUUGAGAUCAAAACUAGGGCUGGCGAGUGGCGGUAUUUAAAAAAUUGCCAAUUUCCGGUAUUUUUAGUUAUUUUAGAAUACUAUUUAGUAUAAUAAAUUUUAGUAUACUGUGAAUCAGUAAUUAUCGUAGUUACCAAAAAUACCGUACAUCUACUUUUAUUAUUUAUUAUUUUUAUAUAAUCGUAAUGACUAAUGGCAUAAUAUAAUAGCCCUGUCUCAGUUUAGAAACACAAACAAAUUUGCCGAGGUAUGGUAUUUUUAAUAACUACUGAAGUACGGUGUUUUUGAUAAUUACCGAAAAUACCGUAUAACCGAUAAUACCGUAGAUACCGGUAUCAAAAUUUGAAAUACAGCCAGCCCUAAUUUAUACCAACUAUAAAGUGGAAAGAAAUAUAGAUGAUAUGGUUUGAUCCAUAAACAAAAUAAAAUAUACUGCAUACUAAAAUUCAUGUAGUUAUACGUUUAUUAACUAACUUGAUUAAUGAAAAAAAUGUCCAGUACAUUAUAUUAAAAAUAUAUUCAUCUAGAUAUAUUAGAAUAAUAAUUUUGUAGUGAAUUGUAUAAAAUAAAUAAAGAAUAUGGAUAAAAAAAAAAAUGAAAAUAAAGUUGAUUUAUUAAGAGGAUGUCAGUGCACUAUUUGUUUUCUCUCUCUGGCCCACGCGCAACAUAGACAAAAUGCAUUUACGCAGAAUCAUUUUUUCUAUGUUUUCAAAUAAUCUUAGAGUAAAAUCAUCUAUUACAAAAAAGAUAGAGAAUAAUAUUUUUGAGGGAAUGACAUAUCGAUUUGUCUAAAUAUUGUCUCAAAACAAUUUAAACAUAAUUUAAAUUUACAACAUUUUUUUGUUUCUUUUGAUAGUCGAAUACAAAGUCAAAUAACAAUAAAAUAUAAAAUCGAUAAGUCAUUCUCUAAAAAUAUUAUUCUCUAUCUUUUUUGUAAUUGGUGAUUUUACUCAAAGAUUUCUUAAGAACAUAGAAAAAAUGAUUUUGCGUUAAUGCGUUUUGUCUAUGUCCAGAAAAAAAAAAAAAAAAUAGUACGCUAACAUCUUCUUAAGCUCGGAUGGGUAUGCAUUUUUAUAUUAUUACGGGUUGAUCGUAUUUUAUGGUUAGUAAACACAAAUUAUGUUUCUUAAAAUUAUGACAAAAAAUACAAAAAAAUUUUUAGUUUAAUAUUUUAACAUUUAACAGUAUUAAGUGCAUAAUUCACGAUAUUUUAAGAUCAUCUUUGGUUUUUUACGGCAUAUUGCUAUUUUGUAUUUUGAGUAAAAACAACAUGCAAUGUUUCAAAAAUAAAAAUAAAGAUUUUAAUUAAAACUGCAAAAUCAGUAUAAGCUAAAAAAAUAAAUUCUAAGUCUACCUACCCUGUUAUUUUUUGGAGGAAGGAGGUGAAUUAUUAGCUAUUCAACAAAAAUUGAACAGAUAAAUACUGCUGUAAGUUAUUUUAUAUUAAUUUAAACACAUUUUAUGAAAUUUUAGGUUAUAUUUAGUACAUAAACUCAUAUUUUUUGGAACAUAUUUCGUAAUUUUUUGGUUCAUGUAAUUCCAAGACCUAUUUAUAUUUUAUUUGCAAUAGAACCAAAAAAUAAGUUCAAAGAUAAAUCAAUAAAAAUGUAUUUCCAAAGAGCCACUAUAAUAUCAUACAAUUUUAAAAUAUUGAUAGGUUCUCUGUAUGUCAAACUAUUAUAUUAACAUUAAUUUAAGUUUAUUUAAAAUAAUCAAGCAAACAAACAUAUUUUUAUUUAUUCUUGAAUAUAAAUAUUUAUAGGCUGUCCAUGUAUUUUUAUAUAAAUUAAAUUACAAAUGGUUUUUGAAAUGUUAUUAUUAUUGACUUAAAAUAACCAGUAUGAAAAUACUACAUACAACUUAUUUGAAUAUUAUGUUUUAAGUUCUAACUGUAAUAACUAAUAACAGGCUUAUUUUGUCAGUGCCGCCAUUCCCUAUGUUAAGGUAUUGCGGGUGCAAUACUUAAUUUAGGUGGGUGGUAGGUGGUGCCGUGGUGAUUGGUGGCGGGUGGUACACUGGUACAUGGUUGUGACUUUUGGCCUGUGGGCUGUGAGUACCUUAGAUCAUGAUCUAAGGUGGGUACUAUAGAAACAUAGAGGUAUAUUCAUACCAUAUGAAAGUAACAUCGGCUCCACUGUAUUUUGUAAUUCAAUAAACUGUACAUACAUUUACAAUAUUAUUCAUAUUAAAUUAUUUGUAUCAUUUAAAUUAUAACUAAUGAUGCUAUUUUUAACAAGUAAAAAUACAUUUUUUUUUUUAACUUGCCUUAUUAUUUUAUUGUAUAUAAUUGAGCGUCUUUUAUCUGUAAAGCUUAACUUUGUGUUAUAUAUUAUAUCAAAAAUCAUUUGACAUAAUAUGAUGAACAAAUUAUAAUAAAUAAUAAAAGUACAAAAUCCCUCAUCAGUUUUAAUUAGGUUAGAUAAUUGACGCUUCGCUGUGGCUUGUACUAGUGGUCUAAAAAGAAUGAAAACUAUAAUAUUUAAAAGUUUCCUAUCUUUUUUAAUACACUUUAUAAAAUGUGUGCGCAAUAUUAAAUGAACAUCUUUAAUUGUAUUGAUUGAUUUUUUUUUCUUCUGGUAAUAUGGGUAAAACUAUGCUUUAGUGUGUUCUUAGUUAAAUAUUUAAGUAUUUAUUAAAAUAAUGAAUUCUUUUUUUUAUUUAGGAAAAUAUCAGAACUGUUUUUGUUGAGAGACACUACGUUAAUUCCCAAUGUCUUAUGGUUUGAAUACACAAAUAUUCGUCAUGAAGCAGGGGCUAGAGCCAGACGUCGAAAAUCAAUUUCUGCAAAAUCUCAAUGACUAAUAUUUUGAAAGAGUGCAUUAAAAUAAUAUGACUAACCUUUCCAAGCAUUUGUAAUUAUGUGAAAUAAUAAAUUCACAGUAUACUGUUAUUUUUAUAAUA
Metopolophium dirhodum (rose-grain aphid) is the source of this 4404-nucleotide messenger RNA. RefSeq names its product dolichyldiphosphatase 1-like. Gene Ontology annotation, molecular function: sphingosine-1-phosphate phosphatase activity. The coding region runs from base 444 to 1046 and encodes 200 amino acids. The record is from RefSeq and is a predicted model, not a curated record. NCBI's taxonomy places the organism in Eukaryota, Metazoa, Arthropoda, Insecta, Hemiptera, Aphididae. The transcript is spliced from 6 exons.